This is a messenger RNA of Octopus sinensis (East Asian common octopus), 4188 nucleotides long. Its product is annotated as polypeptide N-acetylgalactosaminyltransferase 11. Gene Ontology annotation, biological process: regulation of Notch signaling pathway. Lineage: Eukaryota; Metazoa; Mollusca; Cephalopoda; Octopoda; Octopodidae. Gene Ontology annotation, cellular component: Golgi apparatus. The record is from RefSeq and is a predicted model, not a curated record. The coding region runs from base 196 to 2001 and encodes 601 amino acids. Gene Ontology annotation, molecular function: Notch binding. The transcript is spliced from 13 exons.
UCAAGGGAGACAACUUCUAUUUCGCUAUACUGCGUGUUUUUCAAUAUGUCACUUUUAAUUGAUGCUAAAUACGUCGCAUGUUUUCAUUUCGACUGCGUUACAAAUUAAUUAAUGUUUUUUUUUUUUUUUAAGGAAUCAAUAAGAUUUAUAGCAUACAAUGCAUAAGACCCAGAUGUAAUCAUUACACAUUACAAGAUGAGAUGGCAACGCUGGACUAUUUGUCUUAUUUUUGUCUCUGUCUGUGUCAUACUUGUCUACUACUCAAAUGUCCCUGAAAAUUCAACAUUAAAUAAGCUUCAAAGUAAGCCAUAUUCUUCCGCGUUCCAUUUUUCAUCAGAAGCAAAUGAACUAGAUUCAAAGUUUCUAACAUGGAGAAAAGAGGCUUCUAAGAGGCAGCAAAGUUUUUUGGAAAGUCAUCAGACAGCAGAAAAGAACACAGAUGUAGGCCUUAUGGAAAGAAUUGGAAUUAUCCAUGGAAAAGACAAUGAAAUAGAACGGAGUGAAGGUUAUCGUCUCUAUGCUUUCAAUGUAUUGAUAAGUAAUCGAAUUGGCUUGAUCAGAAAUUUACCAGAUACUCGUCCCCCCGAGUGUCCAAAAGUAAUCCAUUUACAAGUGCCACUCAAAGCAAGUGUAAUUUUAUGUUUCUAUAAUGAAGCACGAUCAACUUUAUAUCGGUCAGUUAAUACUGUGAUGAAAAGGUCUCCUCCGGAAAUGAUUCAUGAAAUAAUACUUGUUGAUGACUUCAGCAGUCAACCUGAUCAUACUGACCUGAAAGAGAUAUUUCCCAAUGUGAAAGUUUUCAGAACAACAAGACGUGAAGGUUUAAUCAGAGCACGUUUAUUUGGAGCUUCAAAAGCUACUGGUCAGGUUCUGAUAUUUCUGGAUAGCCAUAUUGAAGUAAAUGUUGGUUGGUUACCUCCACUUCUAUCUCCUAUCGCCAAAGAUCGUAAAACUGUUACCAUCCCAUUUGUAGACACAAUCAACUGUAAUACAUUUGAUUAUACUGCGUCACCUCGGGUACGUGGUGGUUUCAACUGGGGCUUACAUUACCAAUGGGACCGAUUACCACCAAAGUUCGACAAAGUCUCCCCUGCUGCACCAAUUCCAACACCAACAAUGGUUGGAGGUUUGUUUGCCAUUGAACGUGAUUACUUUAAUGAGAUGGGAAAAUAUGAUGCUGGCAUGGAUCUUUGGGGUGGAGAAAACUUGGAAAUCUCAUUUCGGAUAUGGAUGUGUGGUGGUCAUCUCGAAAUAAUUCCAUGUUCCCGAGUAGGACAUGUUUUCCGAAAUCGUCGACCUUAUACUUCUCCAAGAGGAGAAGACAGCAUGCUGAAGAAUUCAUUACGUGUUGCUCAUGUUUGGCUGGAUGACUAUAUUAAAUUCUUCUUCAAGACUAAUCCUGGAGCCCGCAACAAUGUAAACUAUGGAGACAUUUCUGAAAGACUGUCUCUGAGAAAAUCUUUAGAGUGCCAUUCCUUCAAAUGGUAUUUAGAAAAUGUCUAUCCAGAACAGAUCCUGCCAGAUUCUGGUAAAAAAUCACCCUUUCUUUUAAAUAUACCAGUCCAUGCAAGACCUCUGAAGCCAAAAGCUGUUGACAAGAUUGUACAUAUUGCAUCAGGCUUAUGUAUUCAGUCAGCUCAGGAAAUAUAUACUAAGCAUUCAAAGCUGAUUUUAGCUAAAUGUGAUUCCAACUCCAAAAUAAAGAAGCAGCAAUGGUAUCAAACAUUUGAUAAUGAACUGAAAUUAGCUAAUAAGUUAUGUCUGGAAAUCAAUGAUGUUGGAUUCAAGAAAAGCUUUCCAAGGUUAAUGAAAUGUCAUAAUAGUAGAGGAACUCAAGAAUGGAUGUGGUUCAAUUCAUCUGCACCAUCAAUGCUGUACAAUGAAGCCAGUGGUAAAUGUCUUUCUGCUAACCCCAACAAAAGUAUUCCAUACUUGGAACUCAACAUCUGUGAUAACCAAAACCCAAACAUGAAAUUUGCUUUUGGUUUCCUAAUUGAUUAACAAAUUUUUGUCAUUUUUUUUAUAUUUCUUAAAAAUCAUGAUUUUAAAAAUCUGGUCACAAUUACUUCAUAUUUUCCUAAAUUUUAUAUUUUUGCAUCCUUUUACUUUUUCAGUCAUUGGACUGCAGCUAUGCUAGUGCACUGCCUUGAAGGGUUUAGACUAACAAAUAAACCCCAGUAUUUUUUUUUUUUAGUUUAGUAUUUAUUUUCUUUGUCUCUUAAUGCUAAACAUAACCAAAGCAACAUUGGUUAUCAAAUGGUGAUGAGAAACAAACUCAAAGGUACACACACACACAUAGGGAAAAGAAGUUGAAAAUACAAUUUGAGUGUAUUAGGUAGUUUGUUUUUAAGGCUUAGCCAGUUUCACAGAUUUUUCUAGUUUUCAGUAGUUAAGUGAGAUUGAAAGACAUGGGGCUAUGUCACAACUGUUAUGGUUCUGACUGGAGUUCAAAAAUUUUGUUGUUUUAACAGAGAGAACAUGGCUUGAAUUAGUAUGUGUUUAGGAUACAAUUUGAUUGGCAAAGGAUGGUCACAUGAUUAGAUUUUAACAUUUUUGUGAGUUCCCCACUACAUACAUAUAUUAAUGUCAUGUAACAGUAUUUUUAGUGCCAUAAGUUAUGGCUAAAAGAGUUGAGUAAAUGUGCCUAGAGACUUGUGUCUAGGGAAUUGCAUCAGCUUUAUUAAAGACAUAUGUGCAAAAAAUAGGUCCGCCAAAUUCCAAGUCUUCCCACUUUACCUGUGUUCAGUCAAUACCAUAGAUCAAACACAAAUAAACAAAGGAAAUAUAUUCAUACAAAAAUACAAAUCAAGACUGAAUAAACUUUAACCCUUUCAACUACUCAUGCACAAACUCACUUGACAUUGAAUUCACACAAUUAAUAACCUAAACUUUGGAUACAGUCAUGACUUUUUCUCACAUGGCACUAACACAAAAAAUGUAUGUUUACAUGCAUAUGUACAAAUCAUAACCAUUUAGCCACUGGAAUACAUACAAACAACUUCUAUCCAUGCUACCAUUUGACAGAUUACAUUUAGAGAGCCCUGAUUGUUUUGGACUGUCAGUAGACACAUUCAUUUAACCAUGUCAGCCAUAACUUACAUCAUCAAAAAUAGUGUCACAUGACAUUAAUACAUUUCUAAGCCUAAUCACAUUAUCAUCCUUUACCAAUCAAAUUGUAUCCUAAACAGAUACUAAAUUGAGCCAGGCUCUCUCUAUAAAAUCAAGAGAAUUUUCAAACUCCAGUCAGAAGCAAGACAGUUGUGGUGUAACCCCAUAUCUUUCUAUUUCACUUAACUUCUGAAAAUCAGAAAAAUCUGUGAAACCAGUCAAGCCUUUAAAAAUACUCGUAGCGCAUUUUCAACUUCUUGUUUCUAUAUUUUUACCCAUAUUAUAUAUAUAUAUCUAUCUGUGUGUGUGUGUGUGUGUGUGUGUGUAUAUAUAUAUAUAGUUUCCAUCUACCAAAUUCCAUUUGACAAAGGGCUAUAGAAGGUGCCAUGUGACUGAAACCAAAACCAUGUUGUUAAGUAAGCUUGCAACUAUAAUAUGCCUGCAUUUAUCUUAAGUGAAAUUUUUACUGAAGUUUUUGUCAUUUUUUUUAUGUAAUCAUAUAAUUUUUGUUGCUUUUGAAGGAAAACUAGAAAUUGCUAGCUUUCCUUCAAAUUUAUCUUCUAUGCAAAGUGAUAUGAAUUUUUAAUGCUCUUAGUACACAUGGUAGCCAAAAAUCGAAAUGGCAGGUAAAUUCAUAGCAUAACUAUGAAACUAUUUUUAUCAUGUUGUUGGCUUUUCUUGUUUUGGGGAUUUUUUUAAAAGCUGAAUUACAUCGAAUUCUCAUUAACACUAUAUUCUUUCUAUAAUGCUAACUGAACAAUUAACUUUCUUAAGAAAUUUAUUUUGGAGAAGAUUUUCAACUACUCAAAACCCAAUGUUUAGUGUAAUCUCUUUUACAUUAAUAGAAAGAGAUAUUUGGCUGUCUGCAAUCUCUCACCUGUCAAUCACAUUGAAAUAUGACUUCAUAGUAAAAGAAACUGACCUUCUCGUGCACUCUCACUGUUCCUGUGUUAAGUAGCUGUAGGCAUGGCCCUUGCACCUAUGACCCAGUAGAAAAUAACAGGAAGGAGAGGGCUGCAUCUCUCUAACCUGCAAGUGGAAACAAAGUUUAUUUGAAGACAACCUUAAAGUGUUAUUUAU